Sorex fumeus (smoky shrew) is the source of this 2011-nucleotide messenger RNA. It is a transcript of the gene SIX3, whose product is annotated as SIX homeobox 3. Gene Ontology annotation, molecular function: RNA polymerase II cis-regulatory region sequence-specific DNA binding; DNA-binding transcription factor activity, RNA polymerase II-specific. Gene Ontology annotation, cellular component: transcription regulator complex; nucleus. The record is from RefSeq and is a predicted model, not a curated record. Gene Ontology annotation, biological process: eye development; regulation of transcription by RNA polymerase II; brain development. The coding region runs from base 205 to 1167 and encodes 320 amino acids. The transcript has 3 exons. Lineage: Eukaryota; Metazoa; Chordata; Mammalia; Eulipotyphla; Soricidae.
GGAGGGAGCGGACGGGCACGGCGCCCCGGCGCGCGGCAGACAGCAGUGGAGGCACGGCCGGGGCUGGGCGCCCGACAGGUUAGGGGGACGCGGCGGCCGCCGCGCGGGCAGGAGGGCGGGGGAGCGGCGGAGGGAGGCCGCGGAGUGCGCGGAGCGAGCGCAGAGCGCGCGGCGCCGCCGGGAAGGAGGCGCUCCCGCCGCCCGAUGAAUAUUUACCCGCCGCUGAUCGCUGCGCCCCGCCGCCCUCACCUGGGCACAGGUCAGCCCAUGGUUUUCCGCUCCCCCCUAGACCUCUGUUCCUCCCACUUCUUGUUGUCCAACUUGGCGGAGUCUCACCACCGCGCCCCACUUCUGGCGAGCGGCGGCGGCGGCGGCUCCAGGGCGCCCCCGGAAGACCCGUCCAUGUUCCAGCUGCCCACCCUCAACUUCUCGCCGGAGCAGGUGGCCAGCGUCUGCGAGACGCUGGAGGAGACGGGCGACAUCGAGCGGCUGGGCCGCUUCCUCUGGUCGCUGCCCGUGGCGCCCGGGGCGUGCGAGGCCAUCAAUAAGCACGAGUCCAUCCUGCGCGCGCGCGCCGUGGUGGCCUUCCACACGGGCAACUUCCGCGACCUCUACCACAUCCUGGAGAACCACAAGUUCACCAAGGAGUCGCACGGCAAGCUGCAGGCCAUGUGGCUGGAGGCGCACUACCAGGAGGCCGAGAAACUGCGCGGCCGCCCGCUCGGCCCCGUGGACAAGUACCGCGUGCGGAAGAAGUUCCCGCUGCCGCGCACCAUCUGGGACGGCGAGCAGAAGACGCACUGCUUCAAGGAGCGGACUCGCAGCCUGCUGCGGGAGUGGUACCUGCAGGACCCCUACCCCAACCCCAGCAAGAAACGCGAACUGGCGCAGGCCACCGGCCUCACCCCCACGCAGGUCGGCAACUGGUUCAAGAACCGGAGACAGCGCGACCGCGCCGCGGCGGCCAAGAACAGGCUCCAGCACCAGGCCAUCGGGCCGAGCGGCAUGCGCUCGCUGGCCGAGCCGGGCUGCCCCACACACGGCCCUGCAGAGUCGCCCUCCACGGCAGCCAGCCCCACCACCAGCGUGUCCAGCCUGACGGAGCGCGCGGACACCGGCACCUCCAUCCUGUCGGUAACGUCCAGCGACUCGGAGUGUGAUGUAUGAUGGCCCAGGCCGGCCCUUCGCGCCCUCCCUCCCCUCCCUGCCCUCCGCGGCCUCCUCGGUCCCCAGAACCAGCCGGAAUCAGGACACACCAUCGCACACGCACGCAAGCACACACUCCCACCCCAGCAAAACCUAAAACGCAGGAGAAAUAAGUCGAGCUCAGCCCAUGAACAGCCCCAGCUGCCGUCUGCCACCACGUCACCCCAAACGCCCGGACGCCGCAUGCAGGACCAAGCGGCCGACACACACACACGGUGACAAUUGUACACUCUCUGGGACAAGCUUCUCCUCCGGUCCCCUCGGACCGGCACCCCACCUGCAUGAUGAUUUAUUUGUAUCUGGGAAAAUAUUCUCUCUAGUUUAAAACGACCCGAAAGAGUCUACUGUAACAACAACAGCAACAACAAAAAAGAACCACAAUGAGACAACAAAAGCUAAACAGACAAAAAGAGAAAAAAAUGAAACUGCCAUCUCCGUUCUUGAAUUUGUUUUUGGGAAAAAGAAAAAAAAAGAACUGGAGAGGAAACGGCCGAGGCCCGCGCCUUUGUUGCCCUGGCGCGCUCUCUUUCCUCCUCUGUUUUGAAGUCUAAGUAUCGGUCAGACAAGAUGCAAUCCUGUUUUUUGUUCAGCAGACAAUCAUUUUCUUCGUAAGCACCUUUUUCUCUCCACUCUGUCACUGCCUGUGUGGGUACUGGUUAUAAAUGUGGAAAAAGAAUAGUUAUGACUGUAACAGAUUUUUAUUUUUAUUUCAAAAUUUUAUAUGAAUUAUGUAUAUCUUAAUGAUCGGUCAUUUUCCCAGUUUGUAAUAUAUGUGUAGAAAUUGCCUGUAUAUGAUAUUGCUUUU